Messenger RNA from Lolium perenne, 543 nucleotides. RefSeq lists its product as uncharacterized. Lineage: Eukaryota; Viridiplantae; Streptophyta; Magnoliopsida; Poales; Poaceae. The record is from RefSeq and is a predicted model, not a curated record.
CCUUCUCACUUGAUCCUGAAGAAGCCAUCGUCGGCAAGAGGAAGGAGAUGGAGGUGAAGAUGAGGGCAGCUGCCAUUGCUGUCCUCUGCAUGUUUCUGAUGCUGUCCGGGCAGCAGCAGGAGGUGGCUGCCAUGUCCAAGUACUGCGAGUGCUACCAUGGGUGCUACACGGGGUGCAGGCAGCAUAUGCCGCCUUGGGCAUGUAUGGUAUUGUGCGUCGUCGACUGCAGGCCCAACCAGCCCGGCGAUGGUGACGGCUACAGCAGCAGCAGCGUCACCUCAUGCAGGAAGGCCUGCAGCCUUUUUUCCAGCCGUUUCUCCAUCUGCGGCUCGUCAGCGGCACUGCCCGAUUCAACUGAUGCCGCGUCAUGUGUGCAAAACUGCAAUGAGAAGCUGAGCCUGAACUGACGCCAAGAUUUUAAGAAGAAAAGGAUACUUUAAUAGCCUUGUCGACUAUGCAAUCGUCCUUAUGUUCAACGGCAGUCAUUGUAGCAGGAUAGUUCCGUGGAAGUUUGUGAAUCUCAUCUCGGCUCUUAUAGUCUUA